This is a messenger RNA of Triticum dicoccoides, 1043 nucleotides long. RefSeq lists its product as uncharacterized. Bases 99 to 827 code for a protein of 242 amino acids. The record is from RefSeq and is a predicted model, not a curated record. NCBI's taxonomy places the organism in Eukaryota, Viridiplantae, Streptophyta, Magnoliopsida, Poales, Poaceae. The transcript has 8 exons. Gene Ontology annotation, molecular function: oxidoreductase activity.
UAUUCUUUCUGCCCACCUACCGCCACCUCCCCCUCGCCUCGCGAACAGAUACCAAUACCCAGAUCACAAGUGAAGGGGCAGAUUUUUUUCUCACUUGUAUGCCAAGUCGCCUCCUCCCCAUCCGCGCCCCCUUCCUCACCAAGCCCACAGCUCUCAGAUUUGCUAAACAUAUGGCUUCAAAUACUGGCAAGAAGCUCAUUCAGAUCGAUGUGAGCUCGGAUACAGUGUGCCCUUGGUGCUUUGUUGGGAAAAAGAAUCUUGAGAAAGCUAUGGAACAAACCAUGGACAAGUUCGAUUUCGAGGUUCGUUGGCAUCCAUUUUUUCUGAACCCUGAUGCACCUAAGGAAGGUGUCAAGAAAUCUGAUUUCUACAAGACCAAGUUUGGCCCUGUGCAGUUUGAGCGUGCAACUGCUCGCAUGAGAGAGAUGUUCCGAGGACUUGGCUUUGAAUAUGACAUGUCAGGACUCACCGGGAAUACAAUGGACAGCCAUAGGCUCAUAACACUUGCCGGACACCAAGGCUACGAUAAACAAAAUGCUCUUGUAGAUGAAUUAUUCGUCAGUUAUUUUUGCCAAGGAAAAUAUAUUGGUGAUAGGCAAGUUCUUAUGGAUGCUGCAAGAAAGGUGGGCAUAGAAGGAGCAGAAGAACUUCUGCUGGACCCUAGCAAAGGAGUCGAUGAGGUUAAGGAAGAACUCAACAAGUACUCUUCUGGCAUUUCUGGAGUCCCUCACUUUGUGAUCAAUGGAAAAUAUCAACUCAGUGGUGGUCAGCCUCCAAACAUAUUCAUGAGGGCGUUCGAGACUGCUGCCAAAGAUGCAGCUGAAUGAUUGUUCAAGGAACUUCUUUACGGAUUAUACUUGUAUGUACAAAAAUAGCAAAAUAUUGUGGUAAAAAGGAAUAAAGGAUGGCUUGCAAAAAGGAACAACAAAAGUUACAAGUCAUUUAUGGUUUUAUUAUGAAAAAGAUAAUUUAUGAAUCCUACUAUAUUUGCAGUAAUUCUGAUGUGAUGAUUGGAGAAAUAAAUUAGGAAGGCUUUCAGCGUA